AUGAACGCACCAGGCUCUAUGCGUAGGCCUGGUGGCACUCGUGGCACCAAACUCAAGCCACCCAAAAAGAUCGGUCUCGACGUCUCAAUCGAAGACAUGUGGCUCAGGCUCGUCCACGCCAUCUCGCAGAUCCAGAACCACAACAUCUCCAAACUCAGCUACGAGGAGCACUAUCGAUACGCCUACAACCUCGUCCUCUACCAGCAGGGCGACAUGCUCUACCAUGGCGUCAAGAAGCAAGUCCAGCAGCAUCUUGACAAACUCUGUCGUGAAAAAAUCGUCCCUGCUUUCCCACCAGGCGGCGCUGCCUCUGUAUCGGCGGGUAUCAUCUUACCCGAAUCGCUUCUCAACCGUUCACAAGCGUCGUCCUCGUCUAUAUCUCGAAUCAAUCCCGAUCCUUCUACCAGUAGCUCAAGCAAAGGCAAGGCCAGAGCCAUCGAUUCUGACCCAAGCUCUUUUGCUGACGCCGAUACCGACGCUACACCGGCUGUUUCAGCUGCAUCUGCAGCCGCUGCCUCUGUUUCUAUGUCGGCCACACAAGCGGGCGACCAUGCAGAUGCUGUAGCGCGCACUCAGGCAGGCGAACGCCUGAUGACCGCCAUCCGCGACACUUGGCUAGAUCACCGCAGCUGCAUGUCCAAGCUGUCGGAAGUGCUCAAGUACGUCGACCGCGUCUAUGUCGAGAACCACAAGGUUCCCUCGAUCAACCGCCUUGGUCUCGAGAUGUUUCGCGAUUGCGUGAUUCGAUCUUCCAAGUAUCCUAUCCAGAUUUACCUAUACAGCACGCUUCUCACUCACAUCCAGAUCGAACGCGAGGGCUCGGCUAUCAGCCGCUCGCUGCUCAAGUCCAACAUUGACAUGCUCUCGGAUCUCACCCAGCCCAAGUCGGGCGCACCGACCAGCCAGGAUGCCUCGGUCUACUCGAGCGACUUUGAGCCUGCCUUGCUACAGACCUCGGCAGCCUUUUACUCUGCCGAAGCGGAUCGCUGGCUUGACGCUGGAGACGCUGCCAGGUAUCUGGCGCACGUCGCACGAAGAUUGCAGGAAGAGGCUGAUCGUGUCGCAGUCUAUCUAAAGCCAGAAACGCACAAGCCACUGCAGCACCUGCUGGAAACCAACUUUCUCGGCAAGCACCUCUCGACGAUCAUCAACAUGCCCGGCUCCGGUCUAGUGGCGAUGCUCGACGAGGAGCGCAACGAGGACCUAGCUAGGCUGUACACGCUCUUCAGCAAGGUUUCUGGCGGUGAUACGACGUUGCGUCUAGCACUCAAGAGCUACAUUGGCGCCAAAGGGAAACUGAUCAAUGAUGCAGUCACGAGCCAGACGCCCGCACAAGCUGCGUCCACGAAUCCAAGCCAAGGUCAAGACGAUGCAUCAGGCAGCGGCUGCAAGGGCAGAGUCAAGGAGAAGGCGGGUGGCGAUGUGGACGCAUCGACGCCACAGGCUGCCACGGCGAUUCGAUGGGUAGAAGAGGUGCUCGAGUUUAAAAACAAGUUUGACUCGAUUCUGCAAGUUGCAUUGGCCAACGACACCGGAUGCGAGACGGCGAUCAACGAGGCGUUUGAAUCGUUUAUCAACACCAACAAGCGAGCGCCCGAGUUUAUUUCGCUGUUCAUUGACGAGAAUCUGAAAAAGGGCCUCAAGGGCAAGACGGAAGUCGAGGUGGAAGAAAUGCUGCGCAAGACGAUCUCGGUGUUCCGCUUUCUGCACGAGAAGGAUACGUUUGAGCGAUACUACAAGCAGCACUUGGCGAAACGGUUGUUGCAGGGGCGAAGCGUUUCGGACGAUGCGGAGCGUGGCAUGAUGGCCAAGCUCAAGAUCGAGAGCGGGCACGGCUACGUUGCCAAGUUGCAAGGCAUGCUGAAUGAUAUGAAGACGAGCGAGGAGACAGUGGAGGAAUUCAAUCGGAGCGUCAAGAACUCGGCUCGGGGAAUGCGAUUUGGUGUAUCGGUGAAUGUGCUGACGAGUACGAAUUGGCCGAUUUCAGCGCAGCCACCGAGUUGUACGAUGCCCGAGAUGCUCAUGGAGGCAAGACGACGGUUUGAGGAGUUUUAUCAGAGCAAGCACAACGGUCGCGUGUUGACGUGGCAUGCGAAUUUGGGGAAUGCGGAUAUCAGGGUGGCAUUCAACUCGCGCACGCACGAGAUCAACGUUUCGACAUUUGCACUGGUGGUGCUGCUGCUGUUUGAGGAGGGUAGUGGCAACGAGGUGCUUUCGUACGACGAAAUCGCACGCGCAACCAAUAUGGGAGAUGUAGACCUACAGAGGACGCUUCAGUCGUUGGCGUGCGGUAAGUUCCGGAUCCUCAACAAGAUUCCGAAAGGCAGGGAGGUCGAGAAGGAGGACAAGUUUUGUUUCAACUCGGGCUUUACAUGUCCACUGGCGCGAUUCAAGAUCCAGCAAGUGGCAGCGCGAGUGGAAACGAGCAAGGAGAGGCUCGUGACAAAUGCGAAACUUGACGAGCAAAGGUCGUUUUUAAUCGAGGCAUCCAUCGUCAGGAUCAUGAAGAACAGAAAACACCUCGCUCACUCAGACCUCGUACAGCAAAUCAUCACCCAACUCUCGCCGCGCUUCCACCCGUCGCUCCCCGCAAUCAAAAAGCGCAUCGAAAGCCUCAUCGAACGCGAAUACCUCGAACGCACAGACUCGGCACGAAACAUGUACACCUACCUCGCUUAG
This is a messenger RNA of Mycosarcoma maydis (corn smut), 2679 nucleotides long. RefSeq lists its product as uncharacterized. Gene Ontology annotation, cellular component: Cul3-RING ubiquitin ligase complex. The record is from RefSeq and is a predicted model, not a curated record. The coding region runs from base 1 to 2679 and encodes 892 amino acids. Gene Ontology annotation, molecular function: ubiquitin protein ligase binding. The transcript has a single exon. Lineage: Eukaryota; Fungi; Basidiomycota; Ustilaginomycetes; Ustilaginales. Gene Ontology annotation, biological process: ubiquitin-dependent protein catabolic process; protein ubiquitination.